AGGAUGCAGCCCCCAUCAGACUCCGGGAGCUGAUCCGGACCAUCCGGACAGCACGGACCCAGGCAGAAGAAAGGGAGAUGAUCCAAAAAGAAUGUGCUGCCAUCCGAUCGUCUUCGGAAGAGGACAACACCUACCGCUGCCGGAAUGUGGCCAAGUUGCUCUACAUGCACAGGUUGGGCUACCCUGCACACUUUGGACAGUUGGAGUGCCUCAAACUGAUUGCCUCUCAGAAAUUCACGGACAAGCGCAUUGGUUACCUUGGAGCCAUGUUGCUGCUGGAUGAGAGGCAGGACGUCCACCUUCUCAUGACCAACUGCAUCAAGAAUGACCUUAAUCACAGCACACAGUAUGUGCAAGGCCUGGCACUCUGCACCCUGGGCUGCAUGGGCUCCUCUGAAAUGUGUCGUGACCUAGCCGGGGAGGUGGAGAAGCUCCUGAAAACCUCUAAUUCUUACUUGAGGAAAAAGGCAGCCCUGUGUGCUGUUCACGUCAUCAGGAAGGUGCCUGAGCUUAUGGAAAUGUUCCUGCCAGCCACAAAGAACCUGCUGAAUGAGAAGAAUCAUGGUGUUCUUCACACCUCUGUGGUUCUCCUUACGGAAAUGUGUGAGAGAAGCCCAGACAUGCUAGCCCAUUUUAGAAAGCUUGUGCCCCAGCUAGUCCGCAUCCUGAAGAACCUCAUCAUGUCUGGUUAUUCCCCUGAGCAUGAUGUUUCUGGAAUCAGCGACCCCUUCCUGCAGGUGCGAAUCCUACGGUUGCUGAGAAUUCUAGGCCGAAAUGACGAUGACUCAAGUGAAGCUAUGAAUGACAUCCUUGCCCAGGUGGCCACAAAUACUGAAACGAGUAAAAAUGUGGGAAAUGCCAUUCUUUACGAAACCGUCUUAACUAUCAUGGACAUCAAGUCUGAGAGUGGCCUGCGAGUGUUGGCCAUUAAUCUUGGUCGAUUCUUGCUCAAUAAUGACAAAAAUAUCAGAUAUGUGGCUUUAACAUCCUUGUUGAAGACUGUGCAGACUGACCACAAUGCUGUACAGCGGCACAGAAGCACCAUUGUGGACUGCCUAAAAGAUCUGGACGUCUCCAUCAAACGACGGGCGAUGGAGCUGAGCUUUGCUCUCGUGAAUGGGAACAACAUCCGGGGAAUGAUGAAGGAACUGCUGUAUUUCCUGGAUUCUUGUGAGCCAGAGUUCAAGGCGGACUGUGCCUCGGGAAUAUUUCUUGCAGCAGAGAAAUAUGCUCCUUCUAAGCGCUGGCACAUAGACACAAUCAUGCGAGUCUUGACAACGGCAGGGAGUUACGUUCGUGACGAUGCUGUACCCAACCUUAUCCAGCUAAUCACCAACAGCAUGGAGAUGCAUGCUUACACUGUGCAGAGACUCUACAAAGCCAUCAUGGGUGACUACUCCCAACAGCCCAUGGUGCAAGUAGCUUCCUGGUGUAUAGGAGAGUAUGGAGACCUCUUGGUGUCUGGUCAGUGUGAGGAGGAGGAGCCAAUCCAGGUCACGGAGGAUGAAGUCCUUGAUGUAUUGGAAAGUGUCCUAGUCUCCAACAUGUCUGUGUCUGUCACACGAGGCUAUGCCCUCACUGCCAUCAUGAAGCUGUCCACUCGGUUCACUUGCACUGUCAACCGCAUUAAGAAAGUGGUGUCCAUAUACGGCAGCAGCAUUGAUGUGGAGCUCCAGCAGAGGGCAGUGGAGUACAAUGCCUUGUUCAAGAAGUACGAUCACAUGAGGUCAGCCCUGCUUGAGAGAAUGCCAGUUAUGGAGAAACUCACCACCAAUGGCCCCACAGAUGUCAGUCAACCCAAUGGCGAGGCAGAGCCAACCGUGCUGGAGACCAAACCUCCCCCUUCUGGCCUCCAGCCCACCAGCCAGGCAAACGACUUGCUGGACCUGUUGGGAGGUAAUGACAUCACUCCCAUCAUUUCAACAGCCCCUCCAAACAAACCAGCUUCUGCUGGUGGGGAGCUGCUGGAUCUCCUGGGGGAUCUCAACCCAACAGGAUCUCCAGCUCCUGCCCCACAGAUAUCUCAACCCUCAUUUCUGUUGGACGGACUUUCUUCGCAACCCAUCUUCAAUGACAUAACUGCUGGCAUUCCCCCAAUCACGGCCUACAACAAAAAUGGAUUGAAGAUUGACUUUGCCUUUGAACGCUCAAACACCAACCCCAGCGUCACCGUGAUCACAAUACAGGCCUCCAACAGCACCGAGCUGGACAUGACAGACUUUGUUUUCCAGGCUGCGGUACCAAAGACAUUCCAGUUGCAGCUCCUGUCUCCCAGUAGCAGCGUCAUCCCAGCAUUUAACACAGGGACCAUCACACAAGUCAUUAAAGUCCUGAACCCCCAGAAGCAACAGCUCCGCAUGCGGAUCAAGCUGACAUAUAAUCACAAGGGCUCAGUGCAGGACCUGGCAGAAGUCAACAACUUCCCCACUCAGUCCUGGCAGUGA
Lacerta agilis (Sand lizard) is the source of this 2444-nucleotide messenger RNA. It is a transcript of the gene AP1G1, whose product is annotated as adaptor related protein complex 1 subunit gamma 1. Gene Ontology annotation, biological process: Golgi to vacuole transport; intracellular protein transport; receptor-mediated endocytosis. The record is from RefSeq and is a predicted model, not a curated record. Gene Ontology annotation, molecular function: clathrin-cargo adaptor activity. Gene Ontology annotation, cellular component: Golgi apparatus; AP-1 adaptor complex; membrane coat. Lineage: Eukaryota; Metazoa; Chordata; Lepidosauria; Squamata; Lacertidae.